Rhodamnia argentea is the source of this 1097-nucleotide messenger RNA. RefSeq lists its product as uncharacterized. The record is from RefSeq and is a predicted model, not a curated record. Bases 163 to 1023 code for a protein of 286 amino acids. NCBI's taxonomy places the organism in Eukaryota, Viridiplantae, Streptophyta, Magnoliopsida, Myrtales, Myrtaceae. The transcript is spliced from 3 exons.
CCUCCUCUGUUGUUUUCUCGGACCUCAAGCAAGACAUGAACUUGUUCAGGCCCCAAGAGGAUCAUAAGUGAGGGGGAGAGUUCAACGCAGAGUACGUUUUAUGCGUAUGUCGUUUUGUAGAUAUAUACCGUGAAACAUGUUGAAGGAGGAGGGGUGUUGAGCAUGGCAACCGGGAGAAGUGGCUAUUAUUAUUCCAUGUCGGCGUCCGAGAUGGACAGGAUCUUGCUCAGAUUCCGGCCGAUCGCUCCGAAGCCGGCUGCCAGUGGGUCGGCUUCUGGCGGAUCUAGUUCCUCGCCCGAGAACAGCGGGCUCUGUAACAUCAAGCCGGGGAUCAAAAAGAGGAGGAGACGCAGCAAGCGUGGGAACGACGACAGCAAGAAGCCCGCCUCACGACGCAACAGAAAACGAAAGCCGGGUUGUGAGGAGAAGAUCGUGUAUGGAUCAUCAGACUUGGGAGAGACUCCAGGACCUCGCUCCCUCAAAUGGCUCGGCUUCGGCAAUAAAGACGGAGCCCCCCCCAAAGAGAGCUACUUUCCCGAGAAGCCGUCGAUGAUGCCACGUGUGCUCAGUCCAGUGCAUCGGACGUCAGCUGUGCAGAACCAGGCGACGCCACGAAACUCAAUAGUGGCGUCAACGAUCACCGUCGAAUGGGUGGCCGACACGUGGGUGGCUUCGGAUGCUUUGGGGCGCACGGACGCCGAGAGGAGGAGCAACCUGGAGACAGACACGUGUCCGGGAUUCACAUCCGACGGUUGGGGAAGGGUCACGUGGGCUAACGGGGCGUUCAGGAGGAUGGUGGGUGCGGCGGAGGACCGGAGCAAGCUCAUGGUGUGGCUGGUGGCGAAGGAGGGAGCGCCUGAGACGGCGGCGUUCGCGUGCAGGGUGAGGAUGCAGUACGCGAGAAGUGGCGAGGGGAGAAGCUACUCGCUCACGCUGCCGUGCGAUGUGUGGAGGAUGGACGGCGGUGGUUUUGCAUGGAGGCUCGACGUCGACGCCGCUCUAACUCUCGGUUUGGGACUUUAAUUACAAAAUGUGGGACGCUUAAAAGUUGUGAAUAUUUGUUAAUAUCUGCUGUUUCGCAACAUAUUUGCGUUGUA